CCUCUAUCGUUUUUUCCCUUUUUUAUUUCCUCCCUCAUUUUCCAAGCUCCAUCCUCGAAUAUCUAUAAAAAGCCCCCACCCUUCUUUAUCCUCUUCGUAAUAAGCCAAAACCCUCUCUCUCUCUCUCUCUCAAUCUCUCUACCCCUUCAACCAAACCACACUUGUUAGAUAAAAAACAACUAUCUCUUUGGGUUUGAAUAUCAAUCAAUCAAUCAAACUUAGGUGACUCAUGGAAGUGAAAGGAAGGUUAUGCAACAACUCCACCACCAUCCAAAGCGAGGAUGAGAUGGAUCUUCGAAGAGGCCCUUGGACCGUUGAUGAAGACCUUGCUCUCAUCAAUUACAUUGCUAAUCAUGGAGAAGGUCGAUGGAACUCCCUAGCCCGUUCUGCCGGACUCAAACGAACUGGCAAGAGCUGCAGAUUGAGAUGGUUGAAUUAUCUUCGUCCUGAUGUUCGACGUGGCAACAUCACACUCGAAGAACAGCUUCUUAUUCUCGAGCUCCAUGGUCGUUGGGGAAACCGAUGGUCCAAAAUUGCUCAAUAUUUGCCCGGAAGAACCGAUAAUGAGAUUAAGAACUAUUGGAGAACCCGUGUCCAAAAGCAUGCCAAACAACUCAAAUGUGACGUGAAUAGCAAGCAAUUCAAGGAUGCUAUGCGUUACCUUUGGAUGCCAAGGCUUGUGGAACGCAUUCAAGCCGCCGCCGCCGCUGCCACUACCACCGCCGCUGCUGCCACUACUGGUUCACCGGCAAGUGCUACUACUACCAUAACGAACAACAAUAUUGCAUACAACAACUAUGACAAUAACAACAUUAACAACAAUAUUGAGGUUCAUAGUGGGAACAUGAUGAUGAGUUCAGCUAUUAUGAAGAACAACUUUGGCGGUUCACAUGUUACACAUAGUUACACUCCGGAGAAUAGUAGCACGGGUGCAUCAUCGGACUCGUUUGGGACUCAGGUUUCACCUGUAUCGGACAUGACUCAGGAUUAUUACAAUAAUGUCACGGUUGGUGGUAACAAUAACCAUAACCCUAAUCCUGAUUACUACCACCAACAAGCUCAUGAUCAACUCAGCUUCUUAGAUUGCAUCACUAGCCCAUCAGGGUUGUUCCCUCAUGAGAUGGAUUUCGAAUCCAUGGAACCAAACACCCCGUGGAUUCAGAAUAAUGGAGACUCGUCCAACGGUUUCUGGAACGUUGAAAACAUGUUGCUCUUUCAACAACUCUCGGACAACAUGUGAAACAUUCAUGGUGAGGGGAAGGGGGCAAGACUGUGAAAUUUACAGAUGAUAAAAUUAUGUUGGUAGAAAUGAGAAAAUAGAAUAAAUUCAUAUGUAGGACACACGUAGGAUCCACGAUGGACAUAGAUUUUAAACUAAGGAUAUUACAAGAGCAAAGAGAAGGAAAAUGUGAAUUACUUUUUAGUUUAAUUUGUAAGGACUUUUUUUGUUCUAUAAUUUUCCUUAAUUUUAGAGGGGGUGUGGGAAAUUAAUAUUUGUAAUUCGAGCUUUCUUAUAAGAUUUCAUUCUUUGAAAUUAU
Messenger RNA from Cajanus cajan (pigeon pea), 1538 nucleotides. RefSeq names its product transcription factor MYB108. The record is from RefSeq and is a predicted model, not a curated record. Gene Ontology annotation, cellular component: nucleus. Gene Ontology annotation, biological process: regulation of DNA-templated transcription. Gene Ontology annotation, molecular function: DNA-binding transcription factor activity; sequence-specific DNA binding. Lineage: Eukaryota; Viridiplantae; Streptophyta; Magnoliopsida; Fabales; Fabaceae.